AAACAUUCUCCCCAGAUGACCCAAAGACGACUGGCCAUCGGAAGAGGGACGCUGCCAAUUCAGCAUCAUCUCUGAUUAUACAGGAAGAAGAAAACAGCUGUUAGAGGUUGACUUGGUCCUCCCAUCUGGGCUCUCCCUGAAGAGUCCAUUUGCCACUGAAGGAAGAAUUUCUCAUCACCAGGAGCUGUACGGGGAAAUCUGGGAGAAGCUAUGGAAAGGUCUCAAUUGAGAAAGGAUGAUGGACAUGUCCGGCUUUCCCAUGAGCUCUCGGAGGGCGAGAAAGAAACCACUGGGAACAGAAAGUCAAAAGUCCUGGAGUGCCUCAAGAGCCUUAACAUUGCCUGUGCUGAGGAUAACAUGCCCAAUAUUGCUGUCCUAGGAUCAGGUGGAGGUCUGCGGGCCAUGAUAGCCCAUCAGGGAACCUUGGUGAAGCUGAAGAAGCAGGGCCUGUUGGACGCUGUCGUGUACCUGUGUGGGGUAUCGGGUUCCACCUGGUGCAAGUCCACCCUCUACCAAGAGAAGGACUGGACAGAGAAAGUGCAGGACUUGGAAGAAGGCCUGUGCGAUACACUUUCCAAACCUCCACAUGAUAUUCAAGAAGAGUUUACUAUUGCGACACAGGCAGCUGAAGAUGAACUCUUCUCUCUGACCGAUGUCUGGACCUCUUUCUUUGUUUAUAAAACGUUGAAGCAGUAUGAUGAGACCAAGUUAUCUGAACAUGAGGACACCUCCACAAGUGGGACAAAUCCUUACCCCAUCUAUGCUGCAAUAGAAGUGAACAAAUUGGGCGAAGGUGAAAAUAGCACAGGGACCAGGUUUGAAUUCACCCCCCACGAAUCUGGCUUUCCCAGCUUGGGGGCAUUUGUGUGCACCAAAGACUUGGGAAGCAAAUUCAAGGAUGGGAAUCUGAACGAAAAGAGGGAAGAGAAAAGUAUCUGCUACCUGCAAGGUUUAUGGGGAAGUGCCCUUGGAAGCAUGGCUGCAAACAAGAAAUAUUUAAUAGAGCUAGUUCUGAUCAUUGGCCAGGGUGGUGUUAUGGGCGAGGAAGAGAAAUUUAAGCUUGGUGGGACCAAAGAGGGGUCAGAAAUGACCAUGCCUCCACUUGGAAGAAGUACUGCUUGCACUUGUGUACAUUGUCGGGGUGUCCACCACCUCCUGGAGCUUCACGUUCAUGAUGCUGGGGAAGACUGCGAGGGAGUCUUUGGGCAGCUGAAGGAAGUGCUGGAAGGUGAGAAGAGUAAGAAUUCCUACAAGAAGUGCUGUGAAGUGCAUGAAACCUGGGGUUCGAUAACCUGGGAAGAAAGAAGCUCUAAACUUGUCAGGAUUUUUGAAAUGGAACUUGGAGGAAUUGUAUUGAGCGCAUGUAAAUUGUUAUGGAAAACCGUGAUCUGUUUCUGCCACUGAAUGUGGGGGAGCACCAACAACUUUCUGUACAAAUGUGAAGCCCAAUCCACUGGCUUGACCAACCACAAAUUCAUCCACUUGAUCGAUGCCGGCAUUGCCAUAAAUUCCGCUUACCCCCUCGUUCUGCACCCAAAGAGGAAAGUGAAACUGAUCCUCUCCUUCGACUUCAGCGACGGGGAUCCUUUCGAGACCAUCAAGAAAACUGCCGAGUACUGUGAGGCAAAUUACAUCCCAUUUCCCAAGAUAGACCCAGAAAAGCUGAAGGACACAGAUACCCCCUCCAGUUGCUACAUCUUCAAAGGAAAAGACAUUCCCACCGUCAUGCACUUCCCGCUCUUCAACAAGGAAAAUUGUCCAGGUGAAAUAGAGGACUUCAGAGACAGGUUUACCACCUUUACUUCAUCCUACCCAGAGGACGAUGUCAAACAACUCCUCAAAAGAGCAAAGAUGAAUGUAUCCAACAACAAGGAGAGGAUUCGGAAGGAGAUCCAGCAGAUUGUAUCCUCCUCUCAUGAAGGGCAGAAAAUCUGUCACAGAUGUAUUUUUUUCCUUCUCCUGGGCUCUGCUGAGUGCUAUCUCCUGGCUGCCAUGGCCUAUGACCGCUAUGUGGCCAUAUGCCACCCUCUGCACUAUGUGGCCAUCACGGAGAGGAGGUCUUGCACCUGGCUCGUGGCCGGCUCCUGGCUGAGUGGGAUUCCCAUCUCCUUCAUCCAAACCACCUUGGUCUUCACCUCCCCGUUUUGUGGCCCCAACAAAAUCGACCAUUUCUUCUGCACUGUGGCGCCGGUGCUGCAGCUGGUCUGCACCACCACAUCCCGCAACAAGAUGUCCAACAUCACGGUCACCGUGGUCUUCAUCGCCACCCCCUUCACCCUCAUCCUCACCUCCUAUGCCCGCAUCAUCACCACUGUCCUGAAAAUGUUCUCCCUGGGGAGCAGGCACAGAGCCUUCUCCACCUGCUCCUUGCACCUGGUGGUUAUCCAGCCACACACAGAGAAUGACAAGCUGCUGUCCCUCUUCUACACCAUGGUCACCCCCAUGCUGAACCCCAUCAUCUACAGCCUGAGGAACGAGGAGGUGAAGGGGGCACUGUGGAGCUCAUUACAGAGUGGGCCAGGAGGACCUUCACCACGCACGUUUUCACCGGGUUCAAUGAAUUCAAGCAUCAGUGGAGAAUCUACCUCUUCCCUAGGCUCGGCAGUGGAUUUAGCUAGGAUGUUGUCUAAAACCACUUACGAUCUCUUGCACUGGAAAUGGGGAACCAUUAGUAACUUUCUUUACAAAUGCUCUGGUAUUGACACCCCUGAGCUGGUGAACGAGAAAGUCAUCUCCUUGGUUGAUGCUGGCAUAGCCAUAAACUGUGCUUACCCCCUGGUUCUCCGCCCGGACAGGAAAGUGAAACUGAUUCUCUCCUUUGACUAUGGGCCUUUUGAUCCAUUUCAGACACUCAAGCAAGCUGCCAAAUACUGUGAAGAAAACUGCAUCCCGUUUCCUAAGGUGGAUGAGAAAUUGCUCCAAGACCCAGAUAACCCAUCCGACUGCUACAUCUUCAGAGGAGAGGGUGCUCCUACCGUCAUGCAUCUCCCACUUUUCAACAAAGUGAAUUGCCCAGGCUAUGUGAAGGCAUGGGGAAUUAAAUUCACCCCCGUUCGCUUUCUCUACAAUGAGGGACACGUCCACAAACUCCUCCAGUCAGCCAGGCUGAAUGUGUUGAACAACAAAGACAAGAUUCUGCAGGAGAUCAAACACAUUGUGGCUCGCUGCAGCAAGAAGGGUACCAAUAUGAACAUGCAGACUCAAAUAUUCAUGGUGUGA
Messenger RNA from Emys orbicularis (European pond turtle), 3219 nucleotides. RefSeq names its product cytosolic phospholipase A2 gamma-like. The record is from RefSeq and is a predicted model, not a curated record. Gene Ontology annotation, cellular component: cytosol; nucleoplasm; membrane. Gene Ontology annotation, biological process: glycerophospholipid catabolic process; G protein-coupled receptor signaling pathway. Lineage: Eukaryota; Metazoa; Chordata; Testudines; Emydidae. Gene Ontology annotation, molecular function: calcium ion binding; calcium-dependent phospholipid binding; G protein-coupled receptor activity.